This is a messenger RNA of Acanthocheilonema viteae, 1440 nucleotides long. Lineage: Eukaryota; Metazoa; Nematoda; Chromadorea; Rhabditida; Onchocercidae. The record is from the annotation of a GenBank genome assembly.
AUGGGAAAGAGAGAUCCAAUGGUCUCAGAAUCACCAGCAGAAGAACAGCUGCCUAUAGAAGUAGCAAUCGAAGAUAGGCUACCACAACGGCCAUCCAUGUCACCUUCAACCAAUGCAUCUGCUAACGAAAAGUACGAUGAAAUGGAAUCAAAUAUGUCUGAUAACUUACCGUCACAUCAGGAGCAUAUAAUGAAUAGAUUAACAAGCAUUCGUGGAAACAAGCAACGCAUUCUAUCUACAUUACGUGAACUCAAAGAAAGUACAAAAGAAGGAGAGUUUCCAAAGAAAGAGUUAAUGGGUAAAAUGAUUGCAAGCUAUGAUGCACUCACUGCACAAGAAGAACAAUACGUACAACUAAUGCAGAAAAUUGUUUGUUUACGUGAAAAUGCAGCAGAGGAUGUGCAGCACGAAAACGAAAGAAAAUUGAUGCCGGUCGGUGACAGUAUCACUAAUAAACCUGAAGAUGUUGUGAAAGAGAGUAUUGAGGAAUCAAACGAUAAGCUAUCUGAGGAAGCAAUCAAAAAUGGUAUAGAAGAAAUGAACAGUGAAUUAUCUAAACUAGGAGUUGUAACAGGAAAUGCAGUUGCCGUCUCAAUUAUGAAUGAUAAACUACUAGAAACACUGCAGUUACAUCGUGAGAAGAAGGCUACGCUCGAAGAGUUACAUCGUAGAAAACGGGAAACUCAGAAAGGUAUAGCUGAUGAGGCAUUGCAGCAGGUUGAAACGGCGCGCUUGAAAGUUGCAUCGGAGCAAGAGCAAGUGGAAAGGAAACGUAAAACAUUGGAGCGAUUGCGACGUGAAGCGCAACGUCGUGGUAUCAAAUUGGGGCCUGGAUCAGCAUCAGAGCCAGAUAUUGUUGCUCAACCGCAACCAGAGCCCAAAUCAGUCACUGAAGCAAAGUUAAGGGCUAAAUUGCAAUCGAAGAAAAAGCAAAAUACCGAACUGGAAGAUGAUAAUGGACCACCAGUACCGGAUGAUUUGGCACCGAAUGAGCGAAUUCCACCAGUUUUGGCGAAUGAACACGCUAAAGUUGAACAGCAGCAACAAAUGGAAAAAAAAACCUUUGAAAUGACUGGUAGUAGUGGAGUUGUGGGGAAAAAAAAGAGAAAAGGCAAGAAAGGAUGUGAACAGCAGGAACAGCAACUGCCAAAGAAGCAGUCUGAUACAAUCAACUCUUCCAUACGGUUUGCUUCAUUCAUCCUUAGUGCGAUUGAAGGGCAUCAGUGCGCUUAUUUCCUUAAUCUUUUUGAAAGUACAAUAAAGCUUGCAACUCUUAUUAUUUGCAGUGAAAAACUAGCUGCAAUUGUAGCGCGUAAAGAACGUAUGCGAGAAAUACGAGCAAAAUUAAUUCAGCCUGUUGUAGAAUCUCCUCCUGAUAUGGAUGAAACAUUUCGUAAUGCUUUGCAACAGUUAAAGUAUGGUUUUUUAAAUUUUGUCUAA